GCUUCGUCAUUAUUAUGCGGCAGCUCCUCAGGCUUCAGGCAGCAACAUGUGAAGAAAUCAUGCCUAGACAAUUUUUCUGACAAUUUACACUUGCUCGGUUAAGUUCUUAUAUAACAUAAAGCGACGUUUAUGAGUAAAAGAGCGGCUUUUAGAUUCGUUUGGAUUCUGUAAGUAGCUAAAAGUUAACUUACUUGGUGUUAUUAGCGCUAGUGUUUUUGCCUGCUUUUAGCCUGUUAGCGUCAUGGACAACACAGAGGAGAAUGCCAUAGAGCUCCAUGGAGAUGAGGAAAUAAUUGAAGUAAUCGAUCUCAACGACACAGAGCCUGGGCCAGAUGAUUUGGCUGACGACUUGGGAGACGUUGACUUUGAGGAUCCUGGAAACCCGGAGGACGAUAAUGAAGGCUGGGAGACGGAGGAUGAGAUGGAAGCAGAGGCGGAGCAAGAUGACAGCGAGCUCACCUUCUCCAAGCACACAGGCUCUGUGUUCUGUGUGAGUUUGGAUCCAGCCACAAACUGCCUAGCCGUGACGGGUGGAGAGGAUGAUAAGGCUUACGUCUGGAGAGUGAGCGACGGAGAGGUCGUGAUGGAGUGCUCAGGACACAAAGACUCGGUGACGUGUGCCAUGUUCAGCCAUGACUCGUCUCUGGUGGCUUCGGGGGAUAUGAGCGGUCUAAUCAAAGUCUGGAAAGUGGAAACAAAAGAGGAGAUCUGGUCAUUUGAAGUCGGAGAUCUGGAGUGGUUGGAGUGGCAUCCCUGCGCUCCCGUGCUGCUGGCGGGGACAAACGAUGGCAACGUGUGGAUGUGGAAGAUCCCUGCAGGAGACUGUAAAACCUUCGAGAGUCCUGCGUGUCAGGCAACCAGUGGCAAAGUCCUCCCUGAUGGUAAACGAGCCGUGGUGGGUUAUGAGGAUGGAACCGUAAGGGUGUGGGACCUAAAGCAAGGAAAUGCCAUUCAUGUCAUUAAAGGUCAAGACGGACACCAGGGGGCGCUAACCUGCCUUGCUUGCAACAAGGAUGGCUCUCUCAUGCUGACGGGUUCAGUGGACGGCUGUGCCAAGCUUGUCAACACCGCCACAGGCAAGGUAGUUGGAGUGUUCUCUGUGGAGGGAGGUGAGGGAAAAGGGUCGAAAGACGAGAAAGAGUCCAACUCCGUGGAGUCUGUGGGAUUCUGCAAUAUCCUACCUCUCAUAGCUGUGGCGUACCUGGACGGGACUCUGGCCAUUUAUGACCUUUCUACACAGGUGCUGAGGCACAGAUGCCAGCAUGAGGCAGGGAUCGUUCACCUGCAGUGGGAGGAGUCUUCGUCUGUGGUGUCCACCUGCAGUUUGGACGGAGCGCUGCGUUUGUGGGACGGACGUUCUGGCAACAUGUUGUCCGAGUACCGCGGACACACCGCAGAGAUCCUCGACUUCACCGUCAACGGGGAAGCGUCUCUUGCUGUAACGGCCUCAGGAGACAACCAGGCCAAAGUGUUCUGCCUCCAAAGACCCGAUCGAUAAAAACAAAAGCUAGAGAAAGAGGAAAAUGCGUCACAGAAAACGGACAAUUACUGCUCAAACUUUCUGUUUUUUUACACCGGAGAAUAGAUUUUCUUAUCUUUUCGGUAUUUUAAAGUAUCCUCACGUGUUUUCUUGACAGAAACCCUUAAAACAGAAAUGUUCCUGAUUUCUUCCCAUUUUCCGGUUUGUCACACUAAACAAAUCCACCCACUUGUUUAGUUUAAAUGGUCUUAUUCAUGAAUCAGCAAGUGAAAGGACAGUGAUUUUUUUUUUUUCCUGUAAUUGUGGUGCAUCAUUUCCUAAAUGUAAGGACGUGUGUGGUCUUUCAACUAAACACACAAACUUAUUCAUGUAAACUCAAUUGUAAAUACAGACAAUAAAACAAUAUGCUCUCCUCAGGGCAAUUGAAACUUUUA
Poecilia reticulata (guppy) is the source of this 1914-nucleotide messenger RNA. It is a transcript of the gene aamp, whose product is annotated as angio-associated, migratory cell protein. Gene Ontology annotation, molecular function: protein binding. The record is from RefSeq and is a predicted model, not a curated record. Gene Ontology annotation, cellular component: cytosol. Lineage: Eukaryota; Metazoa; Chordata; Actinopteri; Cyprinodontiformes; Poeciliidae.